Molecule: messenger RNA, 747 nt
Organism: Podarcis lilfordi (Lilford's wall lizard)
Lineage: Eukaryota; Metazoa; Chordata; Lepidosauria; Squamata; Lacertidae
Source: the annotation of a GenBank genome assembly
AUGGAGGUGGAAACAGCAAUUCCCCAAUACCCAGCAUAUAAGGUGCCUUCUGCAUUGGAUGGGAAGGUUUCACUGCUGGAGGCAGACUCUUCUCCUCCCCUUCACGUUGGUAACUCAUCCCUGCUUCUAAUAGACUUAUCUGUUCCCUCCGUGAUUAACCGAUCCAAGAAUGGAACUCAGGAUAACACCCCCCUGGAUAAAUCGUUGUCCCUUCAUUCCUCCAUGCCGGACUUGGAAUCAACAUACAUCGAAGACCAUCCACGACCUGAGACGACAGUGGCCACUCCAAGUCAGGCUUUUCCAGCGCACUCUUGUCCACCAAAAAUCCAACAAGUACGUGAGGAAGACACUACAGUGUCGAGAGUCACCACAGAGUGGACUGAAGACCCAGCAGGACAUAUAAAUCAAAUGAUCACAAGUGUAUCGGUUAGAUCCCCAAAGAGGACGGCUCCAGCGGACUUGGCAGGAGCCUCUUCAGAGCCUAGUUGGGCCCGACAGCUAAAAACGCCAAAUAUUAUCCCUACCCACCAGGAUGCUAACUCUCUUCUGCCCCCCAAAAAUUCUGGCCCUCGUGAGUCGAUCAUGCCACAACCGGCUCGCACUAGAGCAAAAGACUCCCCACAACCGGUGCGCACCAGAGCAAAAGACUCACCACACCAGGACGACAACUUUCAGCAAAGGAAAAUAACGGACUUCUUUAAGGGAGCGUCCUGGUCGCAUAAGAGCCCCCCACAAGAAUUUAAAUGA